AAAGUCAAGGCCUGAUCAAACAACACAGCUGCCUUGAUUAGCAAACAAAAAAACACAUUGCUGCUUUGCUCUGUUUUUACAGGCCAUUUCACCUUAUUCAACCAUUUCCUGGCCACAAACACAUGUAUUUUUGUCUCUUUGAAUAUACCGGAACCCCACCUCAUACAAUCUUUCCUCGAGGCCUCUUUACCAGCAAGCAAUUUUCUCUGUUCAAAUCAUCAGCAUCAACCCUUGAUGGAGAAUCGAAGGAGCGAAGGCCCGGGUGGAGAUGAUAACAAUCAAAUGGUUGAUUAUAUGCUUAACAAUAAUGCACAACAGCAGCAACAAAUGGCAUCAGGCUUUGGUCCUUCUUCGAAUUCUCUGAGCUUUGCUGAUGUGAUGCAGUUUGCUGAUUUCGGGCCUAAGUUGGCCUUAAACCAAUCAAAAUCCUCAGCAGCAGAGGAGGAUGAGAGGGAAGAAGAUGGGAUUGAUCCGGUUUACUUCUUGAAGUUCCCCGUGUUGAAUGAUAAGUUGCAGGAUGAGAAUCAUCCGCUAAUGAUGUUUCCUCAGGAAGGGCUUGUCGGAGAUGAGGACGAGAGGUUUAAGAGGGGGAAUGGGAUGACUAGUGAAGAAAGUGGUAAGGCAAGGAAAAUGAUGGAUCAAGAAGGAAGAAUUGGGGAGAAUGCAUCAUCUGUGCAACUUCAGUUCCUUGGAGAGGACGUCGAGAAGAACUCUCAGAUGGGAGAAGCUGGCAAGAACAAGAAGAAGAGGCCGAGGACUACAAAAACUAGUGAAGAAGUUGAGAGCCAGAGAAUGACUCACAUUGCUGUUGAGAGAAACCGGAGGAAGCAGAUGAAUGAGCAUCUUCGCGUAUUGAGGUCUCUCAUGCCUGGAUCAUACGUCCAAAGGGGUGAUCAAGCAUCAAUCAUUGGAGGAGCCAUCGAGUUCGUGAGAGAGCUGGAGCAACUCCUGCAAUGCCUUGAAUCCCAAAAGCGAAGAAGGCUUUAUGGCGAUGCACCACCACCACCGCGGCCUAUUGGAGAUUCAGCAAAUCCAAUGCAACAAACUCAAGUUCCACCACCACCACCACCAUUCUUCAAUCCUAUGUCAGCAUCAGCCUCAGAUGAUCCGCUGAAACUUGUCUCUGACUACGAGAACGGACUAAUCAGAGAAGAGACCGCAGAGAGUAAGUCGUGCCUGGCAGACGUGGAAGUGAGGGUGCUCGGGUUCGAUGCCAUGAUCAAGAUUUUAUGCAGGAGAAGUCCGGGUCAGCUUAUUAAGACUAUUGCUGCUCUAGAGGAUCUGGAGCUCAAUAUCCUGCACACCAACAUUACCACUAUUGAACAAACCGUUCUCUAUUCUUUCAACGUCAAGGUAGCAAGCGAAUCGAGUUUCACAGCGGAAGACAUAGCGAAUGCAGUGCAACAGAUCUUCAGUUUCAUACAUGCAGACAGUGCUAACCUUUGAAUCUGCAAUGUCUCUGUAGCAUAUACACACAUGACAUGCACACACUUGUUUCAGAGCAGAUUCUUUUACUGUUGUAAAAACACUCUGUUGGCUAUAUAUUUAUACGAAUAAGUGAAAGCUGAAGAUAUUAAUCCUU
Messenger RNA from Daucus carota subsp. sativus, 1582 nucleotides. Its product is annotated as transcription factor FAMA. Gene Ontology annotation, cellular component: nucleus. Gene Ontology annotation, molecular function: protein dimerization activity; DNA-binding transcription factor activity. NCBI's taxonomy places the organism in Eukaryota, Viridiplantae, Streptophyta, Magnoliopsida, Apiales, Apiaceae. Gene Ontology annotation, biological process: positive regulation of DNA-templated transcription; guard cell differentiation; stomatal complex development. The transcript is spliced from 4 exons. The record is from RefSeq and is a predicted model, not a curated record. The coding region runs from base 235 to 1446 and encodes 403 amino acids.